GCAGGUACAAUUCUUACGCCCUACCUGCAGGGCAGUUAUAUACAUGUCUAAUCACUGCUGUCUAUUCCGACCUUUGUAUGUAUACGCAAACUUUCAAUUAACACGUUUACACAUUCUCCUUUAUAAGAGCACGGGCAAGCAUAUGUUUCUCAAAAAGGCCGUGGGAGACGUCAGUGCUACAAUCAGCUCAACAGUAUUUUCCUAAGGAAACGAACAUUAAUACUGGAUGAUGUCUUGGAGACUGAUUCACCUCAAUCCAUAUCAGAACCUAGUUCCGCUCAUGAAUGUUACAAGUUACGGCGAUUCUAACCUGCGGCAGCGAGCAUCACUUCUGACAGGUAGGGGACAUGUGCAGUUGUGGCAAUUCCUCCUGGAACUUUUAUCAGACGAAGCAAACGACUGUUGCAUAAGGUGGGAGGGACCUAACGGCGAGUUCCGAAUGACUAAUCCAGAGGAAGUUGCCAAGCGGUGGGGGAGUCAUAAAAACAAGCCUUCCAUGAAUUACGACAAAUUGAGCAGAGCUUUAAGAUACUACUACGACAAAAUGAUACUUACAAAGGUCCAAGGGAAAAGAUAUACUUAUAAGUUCAACUUCAGAAAGAUUAUGGAAUCGAACAAGGCAUCUGAAUCAGUUUCUACAUCCGUUGAUUGGACCUCCAAUAUUGGAAUGGGAAGUCGAUUCCUACAUCACAUGCAGUUCCUGGAUUCGGUCUCAUCCUUCAUGCCAAUUGAGCGGUACGUACAAUUUUCAUCUCGGUUUGAUCGCGGCUCGCCGUAUCCGGUUACAGGAUUCAUACCAGGAUAUCCACAGAUGGUAAAAUUGGAAGAAUAUAGCCUACCGCCGUCAGAAUACUCUGAGUACUCAUCUUCCGAUUGGCAGACAUCUCCCACUUCUUCAGUUUCCUCGCGCUCUCCGCUCCAAGAACCCCCGGCGUACGUCACAUUUCAGUCUCGGAAUGAGUAUCGGCCAUCAUGCGAUUGCUACCCAGCCUGUCUUUCCAGACGAAACACGAUGCCUUCCGGUAACUAUUAGCGAAUUAUGAUGGCAACAUUUUCGAAACAUAAAAUGGUUAAUACAUUUGAUGAAUUUCGAAUGGCAUGAAUACGGAUUUUAACAUUUGAUAUCAAAGCAUGUUUUACAUAAAAGUUAAAGAUGUCGUUAUAAUGAGAAUAAUCACCUUGAUGAUAAAAUUUCCCAUCAAUUCCAUACAAGAGGCCCAUUGGCCUGAACAGUCAACUGCGUUUUGAAGUAUUUAAGUUUAUUUAAUUUACCCUUUUUGGCCCCUCCCAUCAGCCAAGGGAGUCAGUCAUGGCCAACAUGUGCAUACCAUCAAACUGCCAUCUUAAGCUGAUAAUGUUAACCAAAUAAGAAUUCAUUCCAAUACAAAUCCAACACAUAAUGGUCAAAUAUGUGAUUUCCCUAUAUCAACUAUUGUAAAGUUUACCCCUUCCCCAGGGGCAAACAUCCGACCCCAGUCAUGAAAUUUACGAUUUCGGUUAAGCACCCUAUAACCCUUCUGUCUAUGGCAAGUAUUUGAUUCUACCUUAUUUGUGUCUUGAGAAGAUCAUUUUUAAAAUUUCAGUCAAUUAAACCCUUUUUAACCCCGCCCGUCGAUGCGUACCGAUAACUUUUUUCUCAUUCCUCCUAUUUUCUACUCUCAUCCGAAGUCAUACAUUGCUAAAAACAUUAAAAAAUUACUCGUUAGACGGCAUAACGCUGUGUCACGAUAAUGCAUAAAAUGCCAGGUGUUGUAUAGAAAAUUAGCUCAUCAACGAGGAAGUCAAUAAUGUAAGGCCAAAAGAUAAAAGCCUAUUGGUGUAGGAAUUUUAAAAAUGUGUUUUCUGGAACAUUGGACGACAGCGAGACAUUUUAAGGAAAUAUAUUCGUUCGUGCCCUCAAUCAGCUCCCAACAAUUCUUGCUAUUUCCGUUAAUAGGAAUAUGAUUAAAGACAGUCAAGAAGGUUGUUUUUUUUUUGUAUUUCUGAUGGUUUAUACAGAUGUUGAUGACACAUAUUUGUAUAGUUAUAUCACCGUGUACUUAAGACAAACUUAACACACAUGAUGUACAUGUGUCUAUGUCUUAUACGUCACUACAGAGGACAAGGGUAUAAUUUUCCGAAGUUUUGUUUUACAAUAUUUUUUUAUUUUCCGAAUUUGACUGUAGAUGCUUGCAUUACGCGUGAUGAGUGGUAUAAUAUAAUAAUAAGAAUGUAGUAUAUUCAAUUUUGUAACAUUUACAUUUAGCUGAUCAGUUCAGAUCUUGUUUUUACACAUUUGUCGUGUCUUAUCUACAUAUUUUUUUUUGUAUAUUUAUGUGAUACGAUGUAUCAUGAGUUAUUCUUAAGGUGCAUUUCCUUGUAUCUUAUAUAAGGUAUUUACAGUCGAACCUGUCUAUAAAGGACACCUAAGGGACAAGGCAAAAGUGUCCUUUAUAGAGAGGUGUCCUUUAUAUAGAGGUUCAACGAGUUAUGUCCCUUAUAAAGGAAGAAUCAAACCAAAGUCUGUUCAUAGUACACUAUAUGUCUCCUGAUUUAUUAUAUUUAAACACUUAAACAAAUGAAUAAAAGACAAAUAAUUAAAGAUAAA
Messenger RNA from Pecten maximus, 2587 nucleotides. Its product is annotated as Friend leukemia integration 1 transcription factor-like. NCBI's taxonomy places the organism in Eukaryota, Metazoa, Mollusca, Bivalvia, Pectinida, Pectinidae. Gene Ontology annotation, biological process: regulation of transcription by RNA polymerase II; cell differentiation. Gene Ontology annotation, molecular function: sequence-specific DNA binding; DNA-binding transcription factor activity, RNA polymerase II-specific. Bases 227 to 1033 code for a protein of 268 amino acids. Gene Ontology annotation, cellular component: nucleus. The record is from RefSeq and is a predicted model, not a curated record. The transcript is spliced from 3 exons.